GAAAGUACCUCCCUGUAUACUUCGAGGAAAGCUGCCCUUUGGUGACAAUUGUUUGAGGGGGACCAUUGAAUCUGAGAACAAAAGGCUCUCGAGCCGCGAUUAUCUUGUCAGUUUUUGUCGACAUGCCAUAACGAAAAGAGGAUUUAAAAGAGAUACAUUCGCUCUCUUGCAUCAAAGCGUAUAUAGGCCUACUGCGAAAGCUAGAGAGGUAAAACAUACACGACUUAGAAAUUGUUAUGCAGCCGAUUUUUAACGUUUUCAUGUUCCUGUAAUCGUCAUCGUCAUCAAUUUCUUCAUCAAUCUAUGUUGUCACAGUGGACUUCUUCAGACUUCAAACCAAAAGAUUGACGUCUCACAGACGAUGACGACUGAAAGAAGCAUUUCGCUGUUUGCAGCCUUCAAGGCGAUCAUCGUCCGGCUCGUCUACGCUGCCAACGGCAUCGUUCUGACGUUCUUCGUUCAUAACGUCUUAAAGGAGGACAGAGUCUUCCUCAUCAAUGCCCUUCUCAUACCAUCGAUGAUCGAAGUCGCCAUCACUCUCAAAUACAAGAAGAAAGGGGAAUGGACAUGGUUCAUACCGAGCGUGUUCAUUUACCUCCUGUGGGUGGUACCCUGUAUCAUCGUCCUUGAAAUCUACGCUCUGACCUUCAGGAAACACGUCGUGAGUGCCACAGGGAUGUCAACGUGUCCUAUCGUGUUCUAUGACGAAUGUCGCACAGCGGUGGUUGAGGCGAUUGAAGCAGAGGCCGAUACGCAUGUAGCGCAGGACAGCGUCUUAGGAACCAACUUCACAGGCCAUGUGCUCGACCCGGCAACGCAUGACUUGAGUCGGCGCUACUCCAUGCUCUCCCAGCAAAUCAUGAUGUUAAUCAUCAUCUUUGGUAGAUGGAUGGCACCCAAAGGAAAGCUAUCACGUGAUCAACUUUCCAGUCUCCUAUUGGCUCUGACAGCAAUGUCACUGGACAUGUUGGAAUUCUCGACAGACAGUCUGAGCAUCGAGGCUGUGGCAUGUGACAAAAUCUACGUAGGUUUCAUCAUCGCCGUCUGGUGCUGGAGCCUCUUGCAGAUUCCUCUGGGACUGACCGCUGUGAAGCAGCGAAAACCUCGAGUCGCCGGUACAAUCGAAUCCCGUGACUCCUCCGACGGCACGACCGUAGUCGGAAAAGGGAAAGGUAAUGGCUUUAACUGGAAGGCGUACUGCUGCUGUUGCUGCGAGAGCGAAAUCUGGUCCCUGAUGGUGAGUAUCUUCAUGCAGGACGGCCCCUACCUGAUCCUCCGCCUUUACAUCAUGUUCUCGACAGGUUAUAUCGGAGAGACGCUCAUCUUUUUCGCCGCCAAAAACGCACUCAUUGUCAUGCUGCAGACGUACCGCGUCAUUGUGAAGGUGAACCAAGGUGUGCGUAAGAGGCGUGAAGGCCAAUCUAUAAAGGGUCGUCCAAAUCUACCUGGUGGGAAUUCCCAUCACAUCGUGAAAGCAGAGGGGUUGCAGAUUGGUGGGGGAAGUAACACCGAAAGCGUUGUGGUCACCAUCUCCCGCGAGGGCAGUGAUGUCUCUGAAGAUGGUGCCACAUCCCUAGGCGAGGUCGCACUCCAAGAUGAAGAAGCAAACCGAAGUUCCGAGACUUCCCGAGGACAAGAUGAAUCUCAGAAAGACAUUUUGGAAGACGCGGGUUACCAGGACGUGACCCUUGAAAUAAGCGAAGGAGUGACGCCAGCUACAGAAUGAUGAAAACGUUUGUGAGAAACUGAAUAUUGAUCAAAUACUUCUUCUGCAGAACACCAAACCGUGACAUUAUGGACGGAAUUGUGAAUAAAAUGGUGGUAUUACUGGUUACUAAUUGUAUGAUCGAUGGUGCUAGGCUUGACCAGUAAUACUUCAAGGGAGUGCUGAGGGUUGUCUUCUUAAACAAUUUAUGAGUUAAUUUAUUUAAAACAAACAAUUACCUUGUUCAUCUGUACAAGAACUUUUAGAUUGUACGCCAUCUUAAUGUUGUUUGUCAGAAGAGUAAGAUAAUGUAUUUCAUAUGAUAACGUUACUCUGAAUUAGGCAUUAUUUUAUACAUAAGUUUGAAGUAACUUCAUGCUUUAUAUGUUUUUUUCUGUUUGACAAUCUUCCAUUAUUUGGUAGUAUUUCUUCUUUCCUUUAAAACGUCUUUUGUCUGGCUUAGGGUUUGGGUGUAAUGGUGAGUUAUAUCUUUAAUUUUUGAGGGAGCAAUGAAAGUGAUGAAUGGAAAAAAGAGAGGCGGGCACAGUAUGAAAAUUCACAAGGUUCGAUCCUCGCUCGGUGCUUACAUCCUCGGACAAUUUGUCGACAUUUGUCUCUCUCGACCCAGGUGUAUCAAACAGGUACCUGGUAAUGCAUAUGUAAUAGUGAUUACAGUAAAAGAAGCAUUGUAAUACUGAUAUGGCUA
Molecule: messenger RNA, 2411 nt
Organism: Strongylocentrotus purpuratus (purple sea urchin)
Lineage: Eukaryota; Metazoa; Echinodermata; Echinoidea; Camarodonta; Strongylocentrotidae
Product: transmembrane protein 26
Exons: 4
Coding region: 362-1726 (454 amino acids)
Source: RefSeq, a predicted model, not a curated record